Molecule: messenger RNA, 365 nt
Organism: Cariama cristata (Red-legged seriema)
Lineage: Eukaryota; Metazoa; Chordata; Aves; Cariamiformes; Cariamidae
Gene: SRI
Product: sorcin
Exons: 4
Molecular function (GO): calcium ion binding
Source: RefSeq, a predicted model, not a curated record
CUUUCAACUUGGAGACUUGCAGACUUAUGAUCUCAAUGCUGGAUAGGGAUAUGUCUGGCACACUGGGAUUUAAUGAGUUUAAAGAACUCUGGGCGGUGGUCAAUGGCUGGAAGCAACACUUUGUAAGUUUUGACAAUGAUAGAAGUGGUACAGUGGAUCGUCAAGAACUGGAGAAAGCCUUGAUGAACAUGGGAUUUAGACUGAGCCCACAGGCAGUGACUGCAAUUACAAGGCGAUACAGUACUCGUGGAAAGAUUACAUUUGAUGAUUACAUUGCCUGCUGUGUGAAACUCAGAGCUCUCACUGAAUGUUUUAGAAGAAGGGAUACAUCUCAGCAGGGUUUUGUGAACUUCCAGUAUGAUGAU